UCCUCUUCUUAAUAUCAAGAUAAUAACGCGUGCAGAGUGGAUUUGAACUUCCAGCCAGACCAGUGAAGUGGGUGAGUACAGUGGUCUGAAAAAUAAGCACGCUCACACUCCGCGGAUCAUUUGGAGUCUCCGGCAGUUUCAUUUGGAAAAGUUUUAAGAAAUCAACCCGAAACGAGCCAGCUGGACUUUGGAUACACUUCCAAGAUACUGUUGAGAUGAUUAAACACAUCCUUAUACUCCUGCUCUGUCUUGUGUGUCUGUGUUCACCCCGUCCUCAGCCAGCACCUCCAGAGAUGGCAGUGAAGAUGGAGGAGAAAUUGGCUGUAGCUGGCUCUCUAGCAGACACAGUGGUGCUACCGUGUUACUUCUCCAUAACGCAAGCUUAUCCCAGCAGCUCCACACAAGCUCUGACGCACACCCCUACACCUGCGCAAACUCACAGCCAGAGCUCUGAUGACUACGGCAGGAUCAAGUGGACGAAGCUAGAUGGGCAGGAGGAGAAAGUGGUGCUGGUGGCCCAGGGACUGGGAGUAAAGUUGGGGCAUAGCUUUGAGAGCAGGGUGUCAGUGCUCAGCUACCCGCAGUGGUUUGGAGAUGCUUCUCUGGUGAUAGGGAAGCUCAGGGCCAGCGAUGCUGGGUUAUACCGCUGCGAGGUGAUGCAUGGGCUAGAGUCCACUCAGGUCACAGUCAUCCUCACUGUCAGAGGUGUGGUGUUCCACUACAGAGCUAACAGCAGCCGCUACAGUCUGAACUAUUCUGAGGCUGUGGAAGCGUGCCACUCUGUAGACGCAUCCAUCGCUACACCUGAGCAGCUGACGGCUGCUUUUGAAGAUGGCCUCGACCAGUGUGAUGCGGGCUGGCUUGCAGACCAGUCAGUUAGAUAUCCAGUCACAGUGACCCGUCCAGGCUGCGAAGGUAAUCUAAAGAAUCGGCCAGGUGUGAGAACCUACGGCAUCCGUGACCCCAUGGAGAAAUAUGAUGUGUACUGUUACGUAGACAAACUACACGGCGAGGUAUUCUAUCCUACUUCCAUCAGCAGUAAGCUCACCUGGCAGCAAGCAAGGGAAGAGUGCGAGAAGCAUGAUGCCGUGCUGGCAUCGCCCGGUCAUCUGUUUGCAGCCUGGAGGGGGGGGCUAAACCGCUGCGACUUUGGCUGGCUAUCUGACGGCAGUGUCCGUUACCCCAUCACCGUCCCCAGGCCUCAGUGUGGAGGAGGCCAGUUGGGGGUCCGCACACUUUACAAGUAUGAAAACCAGACUGGUUACCCAGACCCCACUGACAGGCACGGGGCUUUCUGCUUCAAGGUUAGACUGGAAGAGCCAACAACUACGAGUUCCCUGAUGACUCCAAUUGUGUACAAACCUGACAUCCCUACAUAUAGUCCCCAUGCAACAAUAGCUUCACACGUUGAAAGAGCUGAAAUCCAAGGAAAAGGACCAGAACCUGUUGGACAUUCACCCACAGACAGCCCACUUACUUCUACACACACCACAGCCUCAGCAACUCUUACUACCACUUCACAAGAGCUUGUAUCAGGAGAUAUCUUGCAGCUGCCUCCAUUACCCACCUCCCGCACUCAGCCUCCACGUCUGGACAUCUCCCAAUUAGAUCAGGCAGGACCAGGCAGGGGUGAGACCAGUGGCAGAGGGGAAGAAAGCAGCAGCCAGGGCAACUCUGGUGGGUCUGAGGUAGGAGCAACAGCAACCCCGGAGAUCACAUCAAGGCCUAGUAAACUUCAGGACAUCAGUGCACGGGUUGAAACGUCAUCAGUUGAAGACGCCGCUGCACACCCAGUUCCAUCAGAGAUCCUUACACCAAAGCCAGACAUUGCAGCUGGGACUACUGAAGUGGGGGAACAACCUGCAGUUGUUUUCAAAGAGGAUUACACCAUUAGAGCUCAAACGAUAUUUGACCAUGAGAAGUCUCUGGACAUUCCUGAGACGGCAUCAGCAAAACCUCCUAUCCAUCUCAUCAUUGUCAAUGUGCAAAGCACCAAUGAGUCAGAAUCAGUGAAACGUCUCGUGGACCUCCUGAAGCAGCCUGUGACCAGUAAAGGUAUCCAGGGCAGCGGGGAGAUCACUUCCCUUGAGGUGCCUCCGAUUGAUAUGGCACAAAUACUCAGCUUUUUCAAUGGAAAACAUGAGGUAACACCUGAACCACAGCAGCCAGAGGAGGCCAGAGGAGAUCAGUUUGAGACGGCCACUCCUGGAAAUGUGAAUGAGACAGAAGUAGAGGAGGAAGAAGACAUCAGCACGACUCCCUUUACCUUCGAAACUGGAACCGGGGAGAUAUUUCCACAGGAAACCACGGACAAGAGCAUUUAUCUUCAAGCUGUAUACCCAGAUGAUGUUGCAGUCUCAGGCCUGGAUGCAGACACAGUUUCUUAUGUUUUUACAGAUGCCAUGAGAGUCAACACUCAAGAACCACAUGAAACAGCAGUCUCAACCACAUACACUCCCCCUGUCUCUACAAUAUCAACUCCAGUCCUGCUUGGUGUUUCCAAGGAUGUUGCUCAUGUUGCCUUAACUGAUGAGGACAUGGAAGGCUCUGCAAGCAACUCCACAGACGAUGAGGUUGGCAGUAUGCAGGAGGGCUCUACAGAUGGUGCUAUACCCACCCUGGCUACCGGACACCAGUUGGAUGCGAGGACUGAUGAGACAGAAAUCGGAGGAACAGAGGUUGUGACUUUUAUCCCAGACACAAAGUCACAGGAAACCACUGAGCAGGCCCAGACUGGGGACUUUGAAGGGUCUUCCUCUGGAGAAGAUGAGGCUUCAGGUCAAGAUGUAUACCCGUCAGACACACCCAGUCUUAGCACCAUGCUUAGCACUAUGAUUUCAAAUGACCUUUAUACCCAACAGCCUUCACCUGCAGUACCUACAGAAAUCGCAGAUGUGCUUGGAGUUUCAUCAGGUGAUGUUGCAGUUACAGACCCAGACUCUGGUGCAGACCAGCUGUCUGAUGAGGAGGGAGCUUCUGGGGAACUUUUCAGAGAAGUCGCUAUUACUGUUUCACCAGCCAUGGCAGCUGUGACCUUCACCAAUGUAAAGAGCACAACUGCAGAAAUGAGCAAACUUAAACCCUUUACCCAUCCCUCCUUUGAAAAUAAGAGCCAUCCAGCUGUCGCUACUGAGUCUCCGUCUGCCUCCUCUGACAUCCACGCUCAGUUUUACAGAGAACAUGCUGACCUGUCCACCAUGGAGAACAUAGACCAGACCACACUCUCCACUACUUCACCCUUUUAUACUUCUGAGCAAAAAAGCUAUUCUGUCCCCCAGCGGGCUCUGUUCCCUGACCCGGCUGCCACUGCUGUAGCAGAGGAGAAGUUUGUAGACAAUGAUAAAGACAUCACCCCCUUUUUUGUGGAGUCCCAACCUCAGAUGCCUGAACAGACAGUGGCCACAGUUCAACCUGAGACCAGCUCGGACACAACUUAUUCAGUCAUGACCAGCACUAUAAACAUUACAGAUCUCCUGCCAUGCUCAACCAAUGUGUGUCAGAACGGAGGCUCGUGCUACAAGAAAGGACCACAAAAUGUCUGCAUCUGUGCACCUGGAUACACCGGGUGGCACUGUGAAACAGAUAUUGAUGAGUGCCAGUCUAACCCGUGUCUGAAUGGAGCCACUUGCCUGGAUGGGAUCAACUCCUUCACCUGUCUCUGCCUCCCGAGCUACAAAGGAGAGUUCUGUGAACAAGACAUUGAGAUGUGUGGUUUUGGUUGGAAGAAGUUUCAAUCUCACUGCUACAAGCACUUUACACACCGUCGGACCUGGGACGCUGCAGAGAGGGAAUGUCGGAUACACGGAGCCCACCUGACCAGCAUCCUGUCGCAUGAGGAGCAAAUUUUUGUCAAUAAUCUAGGAAGUGACUACCAGUGGAUUAGCCUGAAUGAUAAGAUGUUUGAGAGAGACUUCAGAUGGACUGAUGGCAGACCAAUGCAAUAUGACCAUUGGAGGCCAAACCAGCCGGACAGCUUCUUCCAGUCAGGAGAGGACUGUGUGGUGAUGAUCUGGCAUGAGGGAGGACAGUGGAAUGACGUGCCCUGCAACUAUCACCUGACAUUUACCUGCAAAAAGGGAACAGUAUCAUGCGGUCAGCCUCCUGUGGUGAAGGAUGCCCGAGUUUUUGGGGCCACAAAAUUGCGCUAUGACAUCAACACCCUGCUCCGUUAUCAGUGUAAGCAGGGCUUCAUUCAGAGACACACCCCAACUAUACGCUGCCAGGCCAACGGCCAGUGGGACUCGCCUAAAGUCACCUGCACAAGCCCUGCAACCUACCAUAAGACAUUUGUUCUUCAACGCCGCCACACCCAGAACAAGCAUCAACACAGGCACUAUCAACACCACACCAAGAGUCAGGAGGAACACAGACAAAACCAAGGGCAACAGCAGAUUUCCAACAUCCUGCAGAGCAACUGGAUCGCCAUUCAGAGUCAUCGACAGCUGAGUAAGGAGAGGCAGCUGCAGGUCCGCACUCGCAGCCAGGAUCAGAUGAAACACUCAGUGGAUUUGUAGUUGUGGACAUCAGAUUUUUGGUGAUGACUAAUUGCAGCAGUCUGUCUAGAGGCACCGAUAGAGAGUGAUGUUCCACUGAACUGUCUAUCAGUGUCUCUUGAGGGGACAUUUUUACAAUUACAUUCCAGGAUCAGACACCAAGGACAGUUUAGCUUCAUUUCCAAACUUCAUUUAUUGACCACAUCAGUCUCCCCACAAAACCAUGGUGCUCAGAUUAUUGAUAUGCUUCCUUUUCACUGCUUCAAACACCAGCUAGUGCCAUUGUUCAAAUACUUGGAUAUGUUGUGUCUGAUAUAGAUAUACACAGCCAUGUCUCCUAAGGAGGUCGCCCUAAAACCAGGUCUAUCAGUCACAACACAGGAGCACUGCAGCCUUUAGCUCCUCAAUGCGUUCUACACUUAAUAGUCAAAGUGUUCAGUGUAACUUAAGCCAUCAGCUUUUAACCUGCGCUCAUAAGUCUAGUGCCUUCUGUCAGAUUUUAAUGCAGCUCAGUGGCAAAUUUUUCAUUAAAAGGAAUUCAAGUCUUUAUUCUUUGUUAAACAGUGUAGUCUCGUCCAAGCUGGUUAAAGACACUCACACUUUGUUAACUUUUAAAAGGGAUGGAAAUGGAAAAAUUAAAUGGAAACAUUUUAGCAGUUCUUGAGCAAAACUAACAAAAAAUGACAACUUUGAACUUGUCACUGAAUUAUAAAGAUGAGCAAGAAUUCCCCACCUCAAAUCACCUCAGAUUGUUACCUUUGACCACAUUUUCAAUGUGUCUGCCUAUCUGAACUCAUUGUUUUUCAUUGUUUGUCUAUGAUUUUGUACAAAAUAUUUUACCUGAGUUUUUUUCUUAAUUGAGAUUUGAUGAACACAAAUAGGAAAUUGUGAUGAAUAUGUCGUCUGUCUAUGCUGUGGCUAUUAAUCAUAGGAUAUAUAUUAUAAAUAUUAUCUGAAGCCAUAAGAAUUUAAUUUAUUGUAUACUUCAAAACUAUGAAAGGACUGUGAUAUUGAAUAAAGGUCCAUGGAACUGAAGUGAUAUCUUCUGCACUGUUUACAGACUCUUGUCAUGAUCUUUCUUAUUGAGAAAUCAUGUUAUCAUUGACAGUAUGUAUACGCAAUGCCGUCCUCUAGUUUUAUUGAGAUUGUUGAUUUUCUUUAUUGUGCUGUGACUCAAAAUUGACUUCCUCUAUUGUCAAUGAAAACACUUCUGGUUAUUUCUACGUUAUUUUUACAUUAUUAGACACAUACCUUCAUGUUGCCUUUUCCUGUAGACGUGGAAUCAGUUUGUUUAUUGUUUUCAAGGAAUAAGAGAAUGUAUAAGAAACAAAUAAACAUGACCACCUGCUCUAUAAGAUUU
This is a messenger RNA of Maylandia zebra (zebra mbuna), 5853 nucleotides long. RefSeq names its product versican b (gene vcanb). Gene Ontology annotation, molecular function: calcium ion binding; hyaluronic acid binding. The record is from RefSeq and is a predicted model, not a curated record. NCBI's taxonomy places the organism in Eukaryota, Metazoa, Chordata, Actinopteri, Cichliformes, Cichlidae. Gene Ontology annotation, biological process: glial cell differentiation; central nervous system development; cell adhesion. Gene Ontology annotation, cellular component: synapse; perineuronal net.